CUUCUUCGCCUUCGUUAACUGCUCAUUCACAGCAAAAAUCGUAUCCUUCAGUUUCUGAAUCUUGAGUUGAUUAUCAAACGAUUCUUUAGCGUCGGCGAUCACUUGGCGAGUCGUUUUGAUGCGCUCUUUCACUUCCUUCUCGAAUUGCCGCAACACCGACUCGUCAAUGGAGAGGGAAUCGGACUCGAAGAGAGCACGAUGAGAGGGUUUGUUGAUGAGAUCGGUGUAAUUCCGGGAGAGAUCCGCGAAAAUCCUCACGAGCUUGGAGUUCUCAAGCUUAAGCUUCCGCGCAUAGGACGCAUACGCCAGCACCAGCGCACGGUGGUCGUCGGCUUGCUUCCGGAUCUGGUCCAAUCGGGGCUUGAGUGGAUCUGAUUUCAGCGCCAGCACUGAUCUCCUCAUCGAUCCAACCCCAUAAGAACCCGAAUCGACUCCCUAACCAUAAACCGACACCAUUAAA
Messenger RNA from Rubroshorea leprosula, 460 nucleotides. NCBI's taxonomy places the organism in Eukaryota, Viridiplantae, Streptophyta, Magnoliopsida, Malvales, Dipterocarpaceae. The record is from the annotation of a GenBank genome assembly.